Molecule: messenger RNA, 1820 nt
Organism: Elaeis guineensis (African oil palm)
Lineage: Eukaryota; Viridiplantae; Streptophyta; Magnoliopsida; Arecales; Arecaceae
Source: RefSeq, a predicted model, not a curated record
CGGUCCCUUCAGACUCAUCCCGCCGCGGGCUCCGUUCCAAAAUUACUAGCCCUCGUCUCUCCCAUUCCUCGCUCGUUCCCGACUCCCUCGCGUUGGCCGCCGGAUUCCAUGGCGACCGACGUUUCCCCUGCCGAUGGAAUCCAGAAGGUCUGCGACUAUCUCGAGGCCCAGAAAACCCUAAUCUCCAACUGCACCCUCCUCUGGAAGAACCUCUCCGACCACUUCUCCUCCCUCCGCCAAACCCUCGCCGACCGCUCGCAGGCCAUCGACUCCCAGAUCCAAGCCCUCGACGCCGACACCGAGCAAACCCUAGAAUCCCUCGAUCUCCGCGAGGCAUCCAUUCCCGACCGUGAGUCCACCGCCGCCGCCCUCAUCCAGGAGCGCCAGGACGCAGUCCUCGCCGAGAUCGAGAUCCCCGACGCCAAGCCCCCAGACGACCUCCCGGGGCUCCUCCGCUGGUACUGCCGCCGGAUGGACUCUGCCGGCCUCUGGCGGUUCGUCGUAUCCCGCCGCAGGGACCUCGCCAUACUCCGGAAGGUGAUCGACCAGGCCGUCGCCGAAUCGGUGGACCCCGCCCGGCUUGUGGUCGACGCCGUGGCGGACUUCUUGGACCACCAGACAAGCGGCGGCGCCGACCGGUGCUGGGCCCUGGGGAUGCUGCUCCGGGCACUCUUUGACUCCGAGGGGAGGAAGGCGCCGAAGGUGUCGAAGAGCAUGAGGGAGAAAGCGGCGGCAGUGGCUGAGGCGUGGAAAGAGAAGCUUGGCGGAAACAAAGGAGGAGGAGGGGAAGGAGGGAUGGGCGGUUCGGAGGCCCAGUUAUUUCUGCAAAUGGUGGUGGCUUUCGGUUUGAGCUCAAAAUUCGAGGAAGAGUUGUUGAAGAAAUUGGUUCUGGAGCAUGCCUCGAGGAAAGAGAUCGGGAAGCUUGCUCCUGGAUUAGGACUUGGGGAGAAAAUGGCAGAUAUUAUUGGUGAGUUGGUAAAGAAUGGAAAGGAGCUUGAGGCUGUAUAUUUUGCUCAUGAAGCUGGUUUGACUGAACGAUUUUCACCUCUUCCUGUUUUGAAGUCUUAUCUCCAAUCCUCAAGGGAAAAAGCUAAUGCCAUAUUGAAAGAUGGGAAUCAUUCCACUGCUUCUACGGAACAGGCUACCGGAGCAGAGAUGAGUGACCUCAGGUCCAUAAUCAGAUGUGUUGAAACUUGCCGUCUUGAAUCAGAAUUCAGUAUUGAUGGGCUUAAGAAGCGAGUUGCACAAAUGGAGAAAGCGAAGGCUGAAAAGAAGAAGGCUGCAACAGCCAACAAAUCUGGGAGCAAGAGAAAACGGUCAACCGGCGGCACCGCGCUCUCUUUCCGUCCUGCCAAGGCAACUAGGACCUUCAAUGCUCCUUCCCAUCGGUCACCCACCGUACCUCAGCUCCCAGUGGGUCGCCAGCCAUACAGUUGCUCGAGUCGGGGUGGCUUUGAUGGCCCACUGUCUGCAUCGUAUGGUUUAGCUUAUAGCCAGACUCCCAUUAUGUCUCAACCGUAUUAUGGGCCUGAUGAAAUGAGUGGAAGACGAAGUCGUGUGCCUUAUGGAACUUCGAUCAAUUAUGGUGGAUAUGAUUAUGCUGCUCCUUCACAAUCAUCAUAUCCGCACCGAGUCUAGGUACAGAAUGUUGUGCUUCAUUCUGUUGUGACACAUCAAAUGCCAACUUUAGAUGUUGAUACAGAAUGUCGUGCUUCAUUCUGUUGUUAGACAUCAGAUGCCUACUUUAGAUGUUGAAGAAACUCUCUUUUUCCCGUACCGUCAUUCUUCUUCUUCUUCUUGGUAAUGUGGCUGUUAUUUUA